AUGACCUGGACCGUCAAACGCUCGCUGUUUUUGACCUAUGCGAUUGGCCUCCUCUCGCUGGCUCUGCUUUUCACUCUCGUCUUAUUUUUCAGCCACCAGGACUGGCUGCCGGGACGCAGUGAGCCUCGUGAAAACCCACUGGCCUACACCGUCAGCAGUCCCAAGGGAGAAACCAACCAGAGCAGCUCCCUGAGGAGCAUGUGGAUGGAGACGGGGUAUGUACCACCAAAGCCUCUGCUCAACCUCAGCUCCCAGCAGGUGGAGGAUGCAGCAGGAGAGGCAGCAGGAGGAAUAGGAGGAGAAGCCAGGACUGGUGUAAUGGGGCUGGGGGACUCCAUGAGCACUAACAACAGUUUACAGAAAGAGAUGGGUGUAGGAGGGAAGCUUAGCGCUCAACCCUACCGCUACAUCCUGAACGAGCCCUUCAAGUGCAGGGACAGCACGCCCUUUCUCAUCCUCCUUAUUACUGCAGCACCAGGACAGGCUGAUGCCCGCAACGCAAUCCGCCAGACAUGGGGAAAUGAGAGUGUAGCAAUGGGCUUGGGGUUCGUCCGUCUUUUUCUGCUGGGCAAAGGAAAGAGCUCAGACAUCUUCCUUCAGAGCAGCAUAGAGGAGGAGAGCCGUGUUUAUCACGAUAUCAUCCAACAGGACUAUUGGGACACUUACAACAACCUGACUGUCAAAGUCCUGAUGGGCUUGAACUGGGUGGCCACCUAUUGCCCACAUGCCUCCUAUGUAAUGAAGACAGACAGUGACAUGUUUAUCAAUACAGAGCAUCUCAUCCAGAAGCUGCUGAAACCUGAGAUGCCUCCAAAGCAGAGGUAUUUCACUGGCUACGUGAUGAAGGACUGUGCACCGAUCCGAAACAAGGACAGCAAGUGGUAUAUGCCACCAGAGCUGUAUCCAAGCGAGCGCUACCCGACAUUCUGCUCAGGCACAGGGUACGUGUUCUCAGGGGACACGGCUGAGCUGAUCUAUCAGGCCUCACUCAGCAUCCCCAAGCUUCACUUGGAGGACGUCUAUGUGGGGAUGUGCCUUGACAAGCUGGGCAUUGUCCCAGUACACCCUCCCAAUGGCAUCCAAUUCUACAAUUAUCGAGUGCCUUACUCCAUUUGUACGUACAAACACCUGAUCACAUCCCAUCAGUUCGAUCCUAAUGAAAUCAUCAAGUAUUGGAACCACUUACAGAGUAACAAGCACAACACCUGUGGCCGCUAA
This is a messenger RNA of Stegastes partitus (bicolor damselfish), 1218 nucleotides long. Its product is annotated as beta-1,3-galactosyltransferase 2-like. NCBI's taxonomy places the organism in Eukaryota, Metazoa, Chordata, Actinopteri, Pomacentridae. Gene Ontology annotation, molecular function: N-acetyl-beta-D-glucosaminide beta-(1,3)-galactosyltransferase activity. The transcript has a single exon. Gene Ontology annotation, cellular component: Golgi membrane. The record is from RefSeq and is a predicted model, not a curated record. Gene Ontology annotation, biological process: protein O-linked glycosylation. Bases 1 to 1218 code for a protein of 405 amino acids.